Messenger RNA from Owenia fusiformis, 1582 nucleotides. The record is from the annotation of a GenBank genome assembly. NCBI's taxonomy places the organism in Eukaryota, Metazoa, Annelida, Polychaeta, Sabellida, Oweniidae.
CAGGAUUUCGUUUGCCGUAAUAACGUUUUAAGUUUGACAUCAAUAAAGAGAACAGUUAUCAGAAUUUUGCUACAGCGAGUUAAAAUGGAAACUUCUAGCUCUCACGUGCAAGUGAAAUUCUUCACAAAACAAGAUCAAUAUGCAGUGCCAGACACCCCCUACUCAGUGCCAGCCAGUGUAGCAACAGCUGACCUCAGUACACUUAUAAAUGGAAUCCUACGUAGUAGUAAAAGUACAGGAGAUGAGGAUGAGGAACAAAAGAUCCAGUUUGACUUCCUCAUCGAGGGGGAGUUCCUACGUCAAUCACUGGAGGCUUUCAUGGACCAGAAGGCAAUCUCAACAGAGACAGUGGUGGAGCUUGAGUACCUAGAGAGACACCCUGCCCCUAAACCAGAAGACUCUUUACUGCAUGAUGACUGGGUCAGCUGUCUUCAUGGCUGUGGUCAGACGAUACUGAGUGGUUGCUAUGACAAUACAAUCAAGAUCUGGAACACAAAGGGAGAAAACCUGCUAACCAUACCUGGUCACUCUGCCCCUGUGAAAUGUGUAGCAUGGUUUGAUAGGUUUGAAGAGGAUUCCUUAGUUUCAUUUGUAAGUGGGUCACAUGACCAGACUCUGUUGCUAUGGCAAUGGGACCGUAACAACAACUCUGUUGAGUGUGUGCACACAUGUAGAGGGCAUGCUGGCAGCGUGGAUUGUGUCGCUAUUGAUGAGACAAAGACCAGACUGUGCAGUGGGUCAUGGGACAGAAUGCUGAAGAUCUGGUCAGCAAUCCCCAGUAAUGAAGAUGAAGUAGAAGUUGGGGAGAAACCAAGUAAAAAGAAAAAAACAGACACUUCUAAAAUUCCAACACGGGUUCCUCUAAUGACAUUAUCAGGCCACAAUGAGGGUAUAUCUGCAGCACAGUGGUUGAGUGAACAGGAGGUGUGUACUGCAUCAUGGGACCACUGCAUCAAGAUUUGGGAUGUGGAGCAGGGAAUGGAAAAAUCAAAUCUGAAUGGCACCAAGGUGUUCUUAGACAUUGAUUACUCUCCCCACAACAAAUGUGUUCUAGCCGCCUCAUCAGACAGACAUAUACGUUUGUAUGACCCAAGAAGUACAGAUGGUGCAUUAGUGAAAUGUACAUUCACGUCCCACACAGGAUGGGUGUCUAGCGUAUCAUGGUCUCCUAGCAACGAGCAUCUCUUCAUAUCUGGCUCAUACGACUCUCUCGUCAAAAUGUGGGAUACUAGAAGUCCCAAAGCACCAUUGUAUGACCUCAGUGGUCACGAAGAUAAAGUGCUGGCAGUUGAUUGGUCGAUACCUGACCUGUUGCUAAGUGGCGGGGCUGAUAAUUCCCUGAAGAUAUUCAGACAUUCAGAUAAAUCACAAAUAGCUGUCAACGAUUCAUGACCUCAGAGAUCAUUAAAAACAAUUUAGAAUUAACAUACACAGUAUUUGGAUAUUGAAAGACUUGAAAUGUUAUUGUACAGUAUACUCAUGAAAGAUGUUGUGCUAGAACUUAUCAUGGCAUUUUCUGUAUUACAUUAUAAAAUGUAUGUUUUAGUAAGUAUAAAUUGCAAUAAAUGAUUUCAAAAUAUAA